ACACGUAAACAGAAGACUAAAACGACGCCGUAAGGUUCAUAAAAUGUGCCUCCAUCCACUGGUGGCCAUUCGGAAGGGGCCUUCCACGGAGCACAGAGAUGGGCAAAAAGGAGGAAGGAUAUGGAUGGGCAAUAUCAGCUGGAAUGAACGCUGCUCUCGCCGCCAUAGCUGCGAAGUUCUUUUACAAUCAGUUUGUUAGAUAUAGUAUGGUUGUGAUAUGUAACGUGAUAAUGUGGGGAUGUUACGUUAACAGCCUUAAAGUUCUUUCAUCUCUGCAAGCUACAGUGACGAACUUUGCCACGAAUUUCCUCUCCUCUGGUCUAGCUGGAUUUUUAUUGUUUAAGGAAGCAUUAUCAGCUCAGUGGUUUGCAGGUGCCUUGCUCAUUGUAAUUGGCGUAGUGAUACUUAGCAAAUCAAGUGUAGAACCAAAGGCAAACAUCGAUUAGAAGUUUCAGUGGUGUAGUAUACCUACUUCUUUAAUUAGGUUAAACAUUCAAUAUGCCUUCCGAUUUAUUGAAGCAAGAUUUAACAUGAUAUUUCUGAGAGGCCUCAUAUGCUGUUGCAGAGUUCAUGUGUGCUUAUUUGGGCCAUUGUCCAUCAAUGUAGGUUCAAAUAUGUUUUCCAACUUUUUAGUACAGUAGUGGAUGUGCUAACAUCUAUAUGUUGUCAAGGAUUGUUUGAUAAAUCUAUCAUAUUAUACAAUGAAUUGGAAAAAAAAAUGUUGAUAAUCA
Manihot esculenta (cassava) is the source of this 731-nucleotide messenger RNA. RefSeq lists its product as uncharacterized. The coding region runs from base 99 to 446 and encodes 115 amino acids. Lineage: Eukaryota; Viridiplantae; Streptophyta; Magnoliopsida; Malpighiales; Euphorbiaceae. The record is from RefSeq and is a predicted model, not a curated record. The transcript is spliced from 3 exons.